UGUAACACAUGUAUGUAUGCGUGUGGCUAUAAUACAAUGUUGUUUAGUAGUGUUUCAUGGUCCGUUACCGGCGUAAUAUUUCUGCUGUCACGACUGUCAGACUCGUAUUAUUGUUUGUGAACAGCUGUACGAAUGAGUGUCGAAUAGUCGAAUAGAAUAGUUGCAUCACCGCGGAAAGUGCAAGCAAGCAUAAUGAUUUGUUAUUACUACUGACGCUGCUACUUUUACAUUUCGGUACGACCGGCGAAGUAAUAUAAGCCUAACAUGGCCACUGUUAAAGUAACCGAGCAGAAAGUCAUUCUGUGCGGGGAAUACGGUGUCGGAAAAACUUCGAUAUUUAGACGUUUUGCGAACAAUACUUUUGUAGCGAGCAACGAUCGAAAAUCGACACUGGGUCUCGAUAACAUCGAUAAAGAAUAUAUUGUUGAAGACAGAAGAAUACGACUGCAAUUAUGGGAUACUGGUGGAAUGGAAAGAGUUGCAUCGGUAACAUCAAGCUAUUACAAGUUCGCAGAAGCAGCUAUCUUAGUUUUUGCAUUAGAUAAUUCAACAUCUUUCCAUUUGUUAUCACAGCAUUUGCUUGAUAUUGUCACGUAUGCUGAGAAUGCAAAAAUAUUUCUUUGUGGAAACAAAAGUGACUUGGAAAGCACAGCUCCACAAGUUACAGAUGCCGAAAUGGAACAAUUUUGUGAGCAAUGUCACAAUUUAAUUUCUGGAAUAUAUAAAACAUCAUGUAAAACUGGGGAAGGAAUACAUGAAAUGUUUGAAGACAUAGCACAGCAUUUGGUAGAAGCCAAUAGAUCACGCAUGGAAUUGCAUGAAAUGGACAAAGACAGAUUUAAAAUCUCAUAUAUUGACGAAGCUACUGAUCCAUCAUGUUUGUGUUAAAUGACAAAAUACAAGCACUGAUGCAGCAUGUUUUAUAACUUGGGUCGACUCAAUACACAGCGAUAAAGUGUGAAGAGAGAAGACACUUUUUUGUAUCGAAUAAUUAUAAUGACAAGCUUUCCUAUGAGGGAAAGUAUAAUGAAAUAAAGAAUAGUAGGAAAAGGGGAAAUAUCAAUGAAAUUUAUAUACUAAUAUAAUCAAACCUUACAUCAUGAAAGCAGACGAUUUUAAAUAAACAUUUAUUACACGCUGAAAAGUAUUUUGCUUAACGAGACGCUCUUCAUGUGACUUACAGUCAUCCUUAUUGUACAAUUCACUUUUGUCCAGACUCUAUAUAAUUAGAUCGUUAAGGGUGUUGUACCAUAGUCAUUAGUGCUGAGUCCAUUUGAUGGUUUUCAGGUCAAUGCCCUCUUCAACCAUUUCCCACAGUGGACUGCAAAAUAAACGUUACUAUUUAUACAUCAUAAUUAAUAUCUAUUAAAAACCACUAAUGUGUAUAUUUUUAAUCACGAUGAACGUCCAACAUUGAAUUUGUACUCUCUGUUUGUUACAACUACAUCUGUUUUCAUAUAUCGAAAAUUACGUAAAAUAAGCUGUCUUUUCAUACCAAAUAAAUAAAUAAAUCAUAACUGAG
Molecule: messenger RNA, 1522 nt
Organism: Ceratina calcarata
Lineage: Eukaryota; Metazoa; Arthropoda; Insecta; Hymenoptera; Apidae
Gene: RabX6
Product: RAS oncogene family member RabX6
Exons: 3
Coding region: 265-888 (207 amino acids)
Molecular function (GO): GTPase activity; GTP binding
Source: RefSeq, a predicted model, not a curated record